Salpingoeca rosetta is the source of this 1212-nucleotide messenger RNA. RefSeq names its product UDP-N-acetylglucosamine transporter. The transcript is spliced from 9 exons. Gene Ontology annotation, biological process: pyrimidine nucleotide-sugar transmembrane transport. Gene Ontology annotation, molecular function: UDP-galactose transmembrane transporter activity. NCBI's taxonomy places the organism in Eukaryota, Choanoflagellata, Craspedida, Salpingoecidae. The coding region runs from base 116 to 1159 and encodes 347 amino acids. Gene Ontology annotation, cellular component: Golgi membrane. The record is from RefSeq and is a predicted model, not a curated record.
GCCGUUUUUCUCACUACCAACCCAACAAAGAUCGCCGCGCCUCAGCACCCGUGCUGGUGAAACGCACACACAACCACACACACACUCACACACACACACACGCACGACCGGGAUCAUGGCGCAAGAGCCGCUUCCUGGCAUCCACAUGGGUGCCAUGUUCUUCCCUUACCGAUACAUCGCGCUGCUGUUGCUGAUGGUGCAGACUACAAGCAGCAUCCUGGUGCUGCGGUAUUCGAGAACAGUCAACGGCGACGGGGGCCACUACAUCUCCACGACCGCCGUCGUCAUGUCAGAGUGCUUCAAGUUGGUGGGCUCGUUCUUCCUGUUGCAGCGGGAGACGGGUCUUGGGCUCGUGCAGACGUACCGCCACAUGUAUGGGGAGAUUAUGGGCAACUGGAAGGGCACGCUCAAGCUGUCGGUGCCCGCACUGCUCUACACCGUCCAGAACAACCUCCUCUUCAUCGCCCUCAGCAACCUCUCCGCUGCCACAUACCAGGUGACAUACCAGCUGAAGAUCCUGACGACGGCUGUGUUCUCCGUGACGAUGCUCUCCAAAGUCAUUUCCUCCCGCCAGUGGAUUUCGCUCGUUCUCCUCAUGGCCGGCGUCGCCCUCGUCCAGAUGCCUGCUGACGACGGCAGCGGCGAUGCGACUAUGCCCGAGGACGCGAACAAGAACCAGUUUGUCGGCCUUGUUGCCGUGCUCUCCGCCUGCUGCUCCUCCGGUUUUGCCGGCGUCUACUUUGAGAAGAUCCUCAAGGGCACAAAGCAAUCGCUGUGGCUGCGCAACAUUCAGCUGAGCCUCUUCUCCAUUGUGCUCGGGCUGAUUGGCGUCGUUGUGAACGAUGGUGACCGCGUGGCAGAGGGAGGGUUCUUCCAGUACUACUCCACCGUCACCUGGAUUGCAAUCUCUCUCCAGGCCUUUGGCGGCCUCAUCAUCGCUGCCGUCAUCAAGUUUGCCGACAACAUCCUGAAGGGUUUUGCCAACAGCAUCUCCAUCAUCCUCACGGGCCUCCUCUCCUAUCUCCUCCUUGGAGACGUGCGCUUCACCAUGUACUUUGCUGUCGGCACCAUGCUCGUUGUCGCAUCCACCUUCAUGUACAGUCACCCCUCCAGCCAGCCCGCGCCAAAGCCAACACUCCCGCAAACGGGACACAAGUGAGGUGGCGUUCUUGUGUGUGUCUGUGUGUGUGUGUGUGUCUGUGUGUGUGUGUG